Molecule: messenger RNA, 3376 nt
Organism: Lemur catta (Ring-tailed lemur)
Lineage: Eukaryota; Metazoa; Chordata; Mammalia; Primates; Lemuridae
Gene: OPA3
Product: outer mitochondrial membrane lipid metabolism regulator OPA3
Exons: 2
Coding region: 94-657 (187 amino acids)
Biological process (GO): regulation of lipid metabolic process
Cellular component (GO): mitochondrion
Source: RefSeq, a predicted model, not a curated record
ACGCACGGCCACGAGCAGGCGGGGGAGGAGAGGCGAGGUCCGAGGCGCCCCGCCCAGUCAGCAAGGUUGCGCGUGCCCCGUGCGACUGCCAAGAUGGUGGUGGGCGCGUUCCCUAUGGCGAAGCUGCUAUACUUGGGCAUCCGGCAGGUCAGCAAGCCGCUUGCCAACCGCAUUAAGGAGGCCGCCCGCCGAAGCGAGUUCUUCAAGACCUAUAUCUGCCUCCCGCCGGCUCAGCUGUACCACUGGGUGGAGAUGCGGACCAAGAUGCGCAUCAUGGGCUUCCGGGGCACAGUCAUCAAGCCGCUGAAUGAGGAAGCGGCUGCCGAGCUGGGUGCGGAGCUGCUGGGUGAAGCCACCAUCUUCAUCGUAGGCGGCGGGUGCCUGGUGCUGGAGUACUGGCGCCACCAGACGCAGCAGCGCCACAAGGAGGAAGAGCAGCGAGCUGCCUGGGACGCGCUGCGGGACGAGGUGGGCCACCUGGCGCUGGCGCUGGAGACACUGCAGGCGCAGGUGCAGGAGGUGCCGCGGCAGGACGCCCUGGAGGAGCUGCAUGCGCAGCUGCAGGAUAUGCGCGCCCAGCUCUGCGCCCCGGACCCACAGGCAGCGUCCAAGGCUGCAUCUGCAUCCCAGGCAGUGUCUGCGUCGUCCAAGAAAUAGAAGACUGCUGAAGCCUGAACUUGGACGUCGCCCUGUGUGCCUGACAUAGCCUUCCCCCCACCACCCCUUCCUGCACUGGCCCAGCAGAAACCACCAGGAUCUUGAUGCAACUUGGCAUUCGGUUACCCUCUACUGUUGAGACCAGUGGUACCCGCCACUGGGACCAGCUGGUGAAGUGUUCCAACAUAGCCCCCUCCAUCAUCGCCCCCUCCGUCAUCCCUCACCCCAGCUGCAAACCAGGAGGACCUGCAAGGUCCCAGCCAGCAGGACAUCGCAGGCACUCUAGAAAAAGAAAGAAUGGAACCUGGGCUUGAGCCGAAUCUAUUUGCCAUUGUACUACCCCCACCCCCUAGCAGGUUUACUUGGUAAGUGGUACCUUUCCCUGGGGUGCUCAUCCCUUACACUGGGACACCCCUUCCUUUCAUCAGCUGGUCAGACCAUCCUGAGGAAAUGCCGUGUCUUUCAAAAACCUUUUGUCCCCCUCACAUUCUAAGGUCAGCUCUAGCUGGGCAGCGCUGCUCUCUUUAAUGGGGGAAAAAGAAAGAUCCUGGCCUGCAAUUGAUCCCCCGAACCAUCUCUUCCCCCUUUCGUGGUACCUUCCUCUGAGACCCCAAGUGCAAUAUUCCAGCAGAACCCCCUCAUCUUUUAGUCUUUGGCACAACUCACUGGCAUGGCCAUGCAGGGUCUUUUCUGGGCAAAGGCCACCAGACCCCCCUCCCCACUCCUGGAGUAGAAAUUUUGGUCCUAACUAGGGCUAAUCCAGCCUGUCUUUCGGCCUCAGCCCCUGUUUACCUGUCCUCAAAGUCCCUGGGCCUUGCACUGUGUGGUACAUCUUUUCCUACCUUCCCCACCAUCGUCAGUGGCCUUUCUCAGGGACCUGCUGGCCCGUGGAUUAGAUUGUCAUGUCGUCCAUCUUCCAUCCAAAUCUAUAGAGCUCUGUGUUCUUGCUUCCUUCCCCUUGGGGCUCUGGGCUGUUCCGAGAGCCCCGCUUCAUGUACCCUUCAUGUAGCGGUACCCUCCUGCCUCCAUAGCCCCAAGUCCCACCUCCGUCCCAUUGGACUAGGCCACCAGUUGGCCCUAACUUCUUUUCUGGGUCCACCAUAACAGAUUACCACGAACUUGAUGGCUUAAAACAACAGAAGUUCAUUCUCACAGUUCUGGAGGCCGGAAGUCUGAAAUCAAGAUGUGGGCAGGGCCACUCCCCUUCUUCCAUCUCUGGUGACGCUGACUCUGGGCCUUCCUUGGCUCUGCCUCCAUCUUCAAAUGGCCUCCUUCUCUUUUGUUUCUUGUAGGGGUACCUGUCGUUGAAAUUAGGGCCCAUCCUAAAUCCAGGGUGAUCUUACUUCAAGAUCCUUAACUUAUUACAUCUACAAAAACCCUUUUUCCAAAUAAGCCCACAUUCACAGGUUCUAGGGGUUGGAAUGUGGACAUAUCUUUUGAGGGUCCACCGUUCAACCCACUGUACCUCCCCACCCCCAGGGGUAUGCUGGGACUCCUGCCACCCCCGUGGGCCGUUCCGCGUUCCCCACCUGGUUCCUCUUCCAGGAUUCACCGCUGAAGUGGGGAGGGGUGUGGCCCCGCCAGGCUGCAUCCCAUGCUGUAGGCUGCAGCUGUUUCCUGAUUAAAGGGGCCCCAGGGAGAGGAAGGUAUCUUGAGGAUGUAUCUGAGCACCAUGAUACGGAUCUCCAAAAUGGGUACAAGUCUUAAUAAAAUCAGGAGAGAAGCUGGGAGGGUUUUGGUGGGGAGGGGGCCAAGAGUCAUCUUAUGAGCUGGGGAAACUGAGGCUGCAGGGCAGCAAAGGCACUUGCCCGAGUUGCCACAGCCAGUGAGGGGUCUUAGUGUGCAGUACACGGGGCAGAUUCAUCCCAUGAAGCUGCAGGUGAAGGUUGGGAGGACCAGGGCCUUCCCCCUCGCCUCACUGCCCCAGGGGGUAACAAUGACCUGAACACAAGACCUACCCAGAAAGACCAAGAGCCCGUUCUGAAACAGCAUCUCAAUUCCUCCCAGAAGAGGGGGCGAAGCUGGAGUACAGGGAACUGAGCAAGUGGGUCCUAGUGAGGGCAAGAAGGCCAUGGACAGACACUGCUGCAUGGAGGGGCGAUGGACUGAUGGACCUUCACCAGUGAACCUGGUCUCCAUGGUUACCCCUCGGGGGUCCACUGUGGUACUGACACAUCUCUCCAGAGGCCAGGGACUGCCACUGCCCCCACCCAGCAUAUCCACAGGUGAUCAGUAGUCAUCGUUGUAACAGAUGAGGUUGGUCGAGCUCUGGUUAGAUGCCAGCACUAUUCUAAGGGCUUUGCACAAUCCCCACUGCGUCGUGUGCUCCAUUUCACUGGUGAGCAAACAGGCACAGAGAGGGAAGGUCAUCUGCUCCGGGUCACACAGGCAGGGAAGAGCCAGAGGCGGGAUGUGAAGUUGGGCCACAGCCCCUGUUCUCAACCGCAGCAACGCCCUGGCCCUGAGGGAGCGCUGCCCACUCAACUCGGAGACUUCAAGCUCAGCUCUGGCACGUCCUUGCCAGUGGCCAGUCCUUGUCGUCAGCUUCACCCACUGUGGUGGCGAGGGGCAGGGGUUGGGCAGGGUGUGUGGAAGGGAAAGAACCCCCUCGCAAAAUGCACGAGGCCAGAGGAAGUUUCAUUGCUCUGGUUUCCUGCUGGCUAAAAUUUUGUAUACUUUGUGAUGUGGGGAGAGGGGUCAGAAUAAAUUUGUAAAUGAA